AUGGCUGCUGCACUAAGCACAUACUACAACAACUGGGACACUCUUCAGACACCCAAUUUUGAAAUCAGCAGCAGUUUCCUUGAAGAACCAACACCUGAAGAACUAGCACUAGUAGCACCACACUACUUCCCACACCACUUUGCCUAUUCAGAUGAAACUUUCUUCAACCUUCCAAACAAUUCAUAUUUAACUGAUUACCCAACCAACAAUUUUCUCUAUCCAGAGAUUAACAAUCCUUCUCAACUCCUUCCUUUCACUUCAUUUCAUGACCAACAACCCUUCAUUUCACUCAAUGAGAUUUUCCCUACUGAACAUCAAGACCUUCCAUGCCCAAAACGCCAGAAAUUCGAACAAGAGGCUAUGCAUAUGCCAUGCAAUUAUGUUGUGCCUAACUAUUGCUUCCAAACAGAGGAUCAAUUCUCUGCUCUGCUGCAACAUGAGGUAAUUCUUCCACCUGAACAUAGUGGUACUAAUUUCGUUGUGGGAAGUAACUUUGAGAAGAAGGUAAAGGAGGAGAGAACAGUUUCGGCGCAGAGCGUCGCGGCGAGAGAAAGGAGAAGGAAAAUCACUGAGAAGACUCAAGAGCUUGGCAAGUUGGUUCCUGGUGGGCCUAAGAUGAACACUGCUGAGAUGCUGCAUGCUGCUUCCAAAUAUGUCAAGUUCCUUCAAGCACAAGUUCAAAUGCUUCAACUCAUCAACACACUAGAGGAAGAUGAUAAGGGAGCACCUCCAAGUGAAGAUCAACUACACACACUAGUUGUUUCUCCCUAUGUUCAAGAGAAGCUUUACUCGGAGGAAAGGUGUUUAGUUCCAAAUGAGUUUGUGACUACUUUGACAAAUCAUGGUGAUAUUCGAUCAACACCUUCCAUCCUUAAAGAUCUUAACCAGCUGAUUGGGACAGAGAUUGACAAGAAAGUAAAGCAAGAUUAA
Messenger RNA from Lotus japonicus, 930 nucleotides. Its product is annotated as transcription factor bHLH52-like. NCBI's taxonomy places the organism in Eukaryota, Viridiplantae, Streptophyta, Magnoliopsida, Fabales, Fabaceae. Gene Ontology annotation, molecular function: DNA-binding transcription factor activity; protein dimerization activity. The coding region runs from base 1 to 930 and encodes 309 amino acids. The record is from RefSeq and is a predicted model, not a curated record. Gene Ontology annotation, biological process: regulation of DNA-templated transcription. The transcript has 2 exons.